Aureobasidium melanogenum CBS 110374 is the source of this 1044-nucleotide messenger RNA. RefSeq lists its product as uncharacterized. Lineage: Eukaryota; Fungi; Ascomycota; Dothideomycetes; Dothideales; Saccotheciaceae. The record is from RefSeq and is a predicted model, not a curated record. Gene Ontology annotation, cellular component: Golgi apparatus. The transcript is spliced from 3 exons. The coding region runs from base 1 to 1044 and encodes 347 amino acids.
AUGUACAUGCCCAGUUCGAAAUGGACCUGGUCAUUCCUGUUGAUCGCCGUCUGUCAAGCUGCCAUCGGUCUGGGACUUGAAGGCUAUGUUUUUGCAAAAUUCCAGAUUUCGCUCGCUAGCGAAGCGCGGAAAACGACACAAUCACGAACCAUUCCUACGUACCUCGCCUUGUUCAUUUUCGGUUUCAUCUAUCAACUUGCUCUCGUCUGGGAUGCUCUACGCCUCAAGAACACGAUUCAAGUCAUCGGUCUCUGUCUCUACAACCUCGGUCUACUCAUAUACGCUACAGUCCAGUACGACCAGAUAGAUCGCGCCGUUGACGUACUAAAUCAGAACGCGGAGAUCAGCCCUGGCUUCGGGCAAGAUGUGAAGCCUUUCCUGAUUGCAGUACCCUGUGUUCUCGCGCUAGGUACAAUAGCCUUCAGUUUUGUGGCUUGGAAGUUGUACGAUGAGUUUGCGUGGUCAAUCUAUAAACACAUCUCAGCAGACUUGCGUUUGAAGAGACGUUACCUUGUUUACCAGAUUUACAUCGCCCUCCUCAAGUUCGACUUUUUCUUCUUCCUCGGAUUUACAGUGCAAUUCGUUGUCGUGGUUCGCGAGCAUACAUCCGACGUCGAAUUCGCGCUUACCAUCGCGGCCAUACCUGUGACCAUCGCGAUUCUGCUUGCGGCUGCAUGGUUCACAAGACGCGAAUCUACGCUGGGAAUGUGCAGCACGAUUGUCCUCUACUUCGGAGCUAUGGCGUACUUUCUUUUCAAGCUCGUGCGCAUGUAUGACACGGACAAUCCAGCCAGAGUGGCAGACUACGAGCCUGCGCGCAAAAGUUUGACGACUUUUGCUGUCAUCACGCUGCUACUGCUGAUUAUGACAAUCAUCAAUUGCGCAUGGUGUACGGCGAACUUCAACAAAGGGCUGAAACCACACAUCCAACGACGAAGAGCGAUUGGAGACGAGGACAAGAGCUAUGCGUACGAAAGACGACACAAUUCUCUAGGAGGAGCGCAUGCCAUGGGAGCAGUGCCGGCGAGGAUGACGAUUGACUGA